Molecule: messenger RNA, 1410 nt
Organism: Endocarpon pusillum Z07020
Lineage: Eukaryota; Fungi; Ascomycota; Eurotiomycetes; Verrucariales; Verrucariaceae
Exons: 1
Coding region: 1-1410 (469 amino acids)
Biological process (GO): positive regulation of TORC1 signaling; positive regulation of GTPase activity
Cellular component (GO): cytosol
Molecular function (GO): GTPase activator activity
Source: RefSeq, a predicted model, not a curated record
AUGCAUGGCCCGAAAUCAGUCCUCUGCACCCAAGUCCUACCCCUUGAAUGCGCACAAUGCCUGUCUCCACCUCCGCUGUUACACCCGUCAUCAUCGUCUACAUCGCUCGCGACGCAAAUUCAUGAAUCUGGCCAGUCGGGUCAGCUCCCCCGGCCACCUAGCUUGCACAAAACCGAUGCUGGCAUCUCCCUGCCGACCAACUUCUCUGGCGCGUCCACAACCGUCGACUCGGCACCCGAAAGCCCCACUAUAGAACGGCAUGAGCUAUUCAUGCCCAGUGAUAAACUGACUGAUCAAGCCAAACGCUUCAAAUUCAGCGGUGCGCAAGGAGACACAUGUGCUAGCUGCAGCUUGGUGGUUCCAGAGGAUAUCACGAGAAAGCUUCCAGACGGUGCGCCCGGUAGCUUGAAGGCAGACGGCAAGAGCAAGAAUGGCGCUCCUGUACUUCGAUCGCGGGAGGUUGUCUGUCUAGGCUCUGGUGACCAUUCUGCGCCAAACGAGGAACCGAGGCUUUCCAGUUCGCACAACUCCAGCGAAGGCUCAGAUGGGGCUUCUUCGCUGCGUUCUUGCGGCUCGCUUUUCUCCACCUGUCAUGAUCACCUGCUAACAUAUCUCACGUCGCGAGAUCUUGACGAUCCAGACCGCUUCUCUGCCCUUCGAGCGUCCGUUAUCCGAACACUGUCACGUGAGUUGCUCCCUGCCGGAAUGUCUGACGGCCCUUUCUGCUUCGGAGAUUCGACCAAUGGUUACACAAUUGCCUACGUGUUCCGUCUUCCUGAUCCCAAGGCUCGAGGUCGUCGACGCCUCUAUGCCUUCGUGGCCCUGGCCGGCAAUGAUGCAAGUCGAGCCUUCCGUGCUUGUCCAUUGGUAUGGGAAGCUUUUUCGAAAAUGGCCCAGUCCAUUGAGGCUGCCGCAGUUGAAUCCCAAGAGGCGCAGAGGAAGAAAGAUGAAGAGGAACAAGAAGCUGGCAGGGCACGCAACUACACUCCGGUAUCGUCAUUCCUGGUUCAGCGAGCCGUUGAUCCCGACGGAAAUCCAAGAAAGGCAGGACAGAUCGCAGCGAGGAGUCUAGCGGAUAUUGUGGGUAACGACAAAAUCUUUUCUGAGAUCCAUUCUUAUUUCGUGUCUCUUCUACACCAUCUCGGCGCCCUGUACGGUGGAUUGCCGUUAUCCGAGACUAACGCAGUCUGUCAAACCACCGUGCAAGAAGACGGAUUGGACUUGAGAGCAAGACCGCAGAGUGUUCACACAGCGGGCUUCAAGACCAAGGACGUUGAAAAACUCCGCGACCAAGAUGCAACACCAAGACCGAACUCAGGUGAUGCGACCACGACGAAGAUCAGUCCAUCAGUUACUCAGUGCGCUCCAAUCCCAAUCGACCAGCCUGCUCAACGACGGGUGGUUGUCUAA